GCUAGCCUAAAAGCAGCCCUCGGGCCGUGUGCAUGUGCGUCAGGACCCCCUGGCGACAAUGAGGGCUUGAGAGCCGUGUCCCCCGCGCUGAGCAGGGAGCGCGGUGGCCGCCAACAGCACCGCCCCGGAGUCAGGCGCUGAAGCUGCGGGCAGGCGGCACCGGCGCGGGCCGGGAACUGCCUGACUCGGUGCGGUGCGGUGCGGCGGCGCAGCUGUGCGGGUUUCUCCCAGACGCCCCGGGGUCGGGUGGCACUGAGCGUAAUCGGCUCCGGUCAACUGCGUGGCUUGCCAGGGGCCGGGGCUCUCGGGGCUGGGAGCUUCUCUCCCCGGGGCAGGCGGUCGGGGAGGCGACGCGGCCAGGCGGCGCACUGAGUUCCCAGCGUCGAGGAGCGCCGGACUCGGGGCGGACGGGCAGACGGCGGCUGAGGAUCGCGGCUCCGGCACUUGCGAGCGCGGUGACCUUGGGUCAGCAGUUCCAGCUGUUUACCCAACUUCUGCCAAGGCUCUGAAAUGCCAGCUAUGUCAAGACCUGCACAUGAUGUCAAAGGUAGCUCCCCAACCACAAAGGAGGAGGCCGACUCGGAGAAGAAUUCUCUGACCUACCCUAACGUGGGGACGAAGGAUCGCAAGGCAGUGACCAUCCUGCACUACCCGGGGAUAGUCACAAGUGGAGCCAAGUCCAGUGGGGGCCUUGCCAUCUCCUCCGGCCCUCCGUCUCCGAUACUGAUAGACUCUUCUGCCACCAGCUUUCCCAAUAAGCCCCAGCCCUUUAACCUGCUUGCUUCCCCUCACCUGCUGGCCAGCAUGCAGCUGCAGAAGCUUAAUAACCACUAUCAUGGGGUGACUGUGGUCACCCCCGGAGAGCCUGAGGAGGAAGAACCCCUGUGGCCUCUUGGGGAUCUGGCUGAAGGGGCACAGUCACCUCCUCCUAAUGAUGCCCAGAAUCCUGUCAUUGAUUCAGACCCAGUAGAUGAGGAGGUGCUAAUGUCGCUGGUGGUGGAAUUGGGUCUCGACCAAGCCAAUGAGCUUCCUGAGCUGUGGCUGGGCCAGAAUGAGUUUGAUUUCACCUCGGAUUUCCCAACCUGCUGCUAAUGGCCAAAUGCCCCUAACGGUGGAAGAAUGAAACCACCCAUACUGAUGUAAAUAAAAAUAAAAGUUACCUGCAAAGUGA
This is a messenger RNA of Sorex araneus (European shrew), 1171 nucleotides long. RefSeq names its product Cbp/p300 interacting transactivator with Glu/Asp rich carboxy-terminal domain 1 (gene CITED1). Bases 511 to 1092 code for a protein of 193 amino acids. The transcript has 4 exons. Gene Ontology annotation, biological process: melanocyte differentiation; regulation of DNA-templated transcription. NCBI's taxonomy places the organism in Eukaryota, Metazoa, Chordata, Mammalia, Eulipotyphla, Soricidae. Gene Ontology annotation, cellular component: nucleus. The record is from RefSeq and is a predicted model, not a curated record.